AUGAGUAAGACCGAUCCUGUUAUACUCUAUGUGGGGGUAGCAGGGCCCUGUCCUAACUACAUCAAGGGAAGCUAUAUACAAAUGUAUAAGAGGUCCCAAGCUCGAAAUUCAUCGAACCUUCUACCUACGGUUUUAGCGCGAUACCCAUCCUCUGACUUGUCAGAUUUUCCAUUCCCACCUUAUAUCUACAACUAUGUAUUCCCUAUGGGGGUUCAAAUCCUGUCAGAAAAACCGGUUAAGAAACUCGAUCAUCACUGUUUCACAUACACAACUGCACGGGGAAGACUUGUCUGGGGUAUAUCUCACCAGUUUGCAUUGCCAAUGGGCGAUGAAAUGCGCGGAAUCAUACAAUCGCAAUAUGAAGACAUUAAUGUCACGGUCCAAUCAUACAGUCUGUACUCUAUUUUUGCCCUUAUCACAGAGGGCCACUUAUCUAAAUUUACCACUAUUCUAGGCCAGUUUGCAAGAAGCAUCCAGUCAGAGAGGGACUUCCAGGGUGUUUGCAUGAAAAUAUAUGAGCUUUUCCCAUCAAAGAAGAAGUUGCCCUACACUGUUAUUAUCGAUACCGACAAGCAAGUCCAGGCAUUUCCGACUGUAGCACUGACUUCAGCACAGUCAACUAGUGCUGGUUUUACACCAAUAACUCAAAGAGUGCACCAGACACCCAAGGAAGUAUCAGCUCUAUCUCAGGCGGUUAUCAAUGGUGAAGUGCUAAAACGAAAUUCAGGGCAGAAGAACUCUGAAAAGCUAAAGCUGACUUUCGAGAAGCUUUCUAACAACUGCUUUCCGUCAGUUUCUGUUAAUUUUCUGACCCUUUUUAGCCACGUUUCUCCCAAUGCAAUUGUGGACACGUUAGAGGCGCUUCUACAAUCUCGAACGGUCUUAUUUAUUGGGAAAUCACUCCACAGGGUGUCUAUGUGUGUCAUUGAAAUGUGGACUCUUCUUUAUCCGUUCUCGUAUCCCUUUCCAUUCCUCCCUGUCAUGUCUGGUCUUCAACUGUACAUUUUGCACUCCCCCUUUCCAGUGCUUGCGGGCGCUUACAGAUCCGUUAUAACUGGCAAUGCAAUAUCCCCCCUUCUUCACGUAGUCGAUGUGGAUACUGGCCGUGUUGUGCCGCCUUACGAGUUGCUCUCUUCGCAGUACGGUGGCAGGCUGCUUCGCUAUGCGCUCCCGCGGGCAGUUAUUUCUAGAUUUCCAAUUGCCUUUUACCUUGGAGAGGAUCAUAAGCAUGAGAGUAAGCACGCCUCUCGUCAUGAAGUAAUGCCACAUGCGGUCGCUCUUCACAAUACAUUCAAUCUGGAGGGCACUGAUGAGACCUUAACCAUCUCAAAUCUUUUUCCAAUGGAAAAGAAGGCAACAGCAGGGCAACGGAAAAAAGGCAAAGGUGGAGGCCAGUCUUCUCAUACUGAUAUCACCAGUAAUGAGCACUCAUUGAUCCCAACGGUUUCUAAGGCAUAUCAAAAUCUAAGUGAUACCUCUAAAGAACUACAGCAGCUGGUUCCUAACUUUUUCGGAAUCUCUCAUUUAUGUCGUUUAAUAACUAUGAACUUUCAUUUAUUCACACUUUCCAAAAUCAUUCAAAUAUCAUACGAUAGCAACACUCUGCAAUCAGGUAUUAACACAAGACAACAUGCUUUCCCUCCUCCAGUAGGAAAGGGCAUUGCCAGCUAUGCAACUAAAGCGCCCCCAGACAUGCAAGCGAACAAGCGCCCUCUUUUAUCAAAAUCUGUCAAUAGCAUUGCCAGCGUCGCAUCUGUUCAUAUGGUACCAACAGAGUCAUCUAAUUCGGGUGAUAGCUUUCUAGGAGCAAUGCAAUCCUGUGCAGGAAAGGUGAAACGACAAGUGAAGAAGCGCUUAGCCAAAAAGGAGCAGCGGUGGCGCCAUGGAGAUAGCUUGAUCCUAGAUCGUGAUGGAAAGGUAUCUAGUUUACUUAGCACACAAUUGCCACAAAACAGUUGUCCGAGACCCUCAGAUCAGCGAAAAUGUGGAGACUUGAAUAGUGCAACUGCUUCGUCUGUAUCGUCAUCGAAUAUUUUUCAGGUUCCAUCACUUCCUACUAUUAUAAAAAAGCGACUCCUUUUACUAAUUAAUCAAGCAGCUCGUAUUUAUAUAGACAAGUCCACUAAGGAGAAGCCUUCUAAAGGGGUAGCAGACACAUCGACUACAUGUAAUCUUCCAAAGAUGCCGAGUCACUACGAGCAGAAAAUUAAUAUACCAGGUCCAAAUAAUGGCCAGAACCACCUUCUGUCUGGAUCUGAUUCUGAGGAAGAUACGAUUGGUGCCCAAUAUCCCAAUCCUAUAGCUCUAGCUAUUAUGAACAACUGCUGUACGCAGCAGUUGCCACUGCAAGCUAUAAUACCUAAUUUUCAAUCCACUAACAUUUGUGCAACAUAUUCUUCCCCCAUGACCCUCAAGCAGGACUACUCUGCUGCAAGAGCUAUAUACCCAGACGAAAAACAUGUCUACUUUGACUACAAGGGAUAUAGUGACGAGGUGAAGCGUCUAGAGUCUAUACAGGAUUAUGAGCAUAAGGAGGGAGAGUUCAAAAGUCUAGAGGAGUCAGCAGAUGAUGAGGAAGUGUCUUUAUAUUCUGACAGGCUGCAGACAGGAUUUAUGGUUAUUCUACUUGGUUUGGUGAAGCAUGUUUAUCGCUGCAUUAGACGGCGUUCAUACACAAGUCUCCUCGUCGAUCCAAAUUUUGUUCAAACGGGUGCUUCAUCAAUCUCAAUUCCUAAAUUUAAAACAGAUAUGUUCCACUAUUUAAUAACAACAAAAGAUAAAGAGCAACCUUAUUAUGUCCUUCCGACGUCGUCUUUUGCAAGCGAGGAGGAUUUUUCUAGCACGAUAUUUACAGAAGAGAGCGUAAUACAAGCUCUUAGGAGGAUUGUUCCAGGGAAUAUACAAACUAACAUAACCUCUGUUGUACAGGAGUCGGGAAAGUAUGACGAUGUCUUUGAUUAUGCCAGCUUCCUAGCAUUACUCUCACCAGAGUUCCAGAGCUUCAUGAAGUACUUUGUUCACACACCCUUCUUCGAAGAGUUUCUAGAAUCGAGACUUCUUUUCCCCUCUCAGCUGGAUGGAUAUUCUUAUCAUCCGAUUUUCAAGCAAAUAGCAUUAUUUUCACCAAAGCAUUCUGACUCUGCCUUCACAAGCAUUACAAGCACCUUUUCUGAUAGUUGUGCCUCAUCCGUUGCUGUGCCCUUUUUUUCUUUCUUGCCCAACGGGAGCCAGCAGCAAUAUACUUCUCUUCAGCUGAAUGAUUGCAUCUCGGAUACAACUGUGAUGACACUCAGUGGCGACGAGCAGAGCUCUAGACCAUCUUCUCCAGUGAAUAACCACGGCUCUAGCUCGUUGCUGAUUCACUCAGGUGAAAUGGACCUUGUGGAUGACAUAAUGGCUCUUAACUUUCUUCACAGGAAUGCCCGAAGAGAAGCGCAGGAGCGAUACUCAUUUGAAUUUCAGGCAUUCAAACGAGGCCAGAGAAGACAUGUUUGGAGGCCGAAGCAGGUGACGCUUGUGACUAGUGCAACGAGGAUCGUUAUCCACUGGCGCAAGAAUGACAUCAAAGAGGUAAAAUCGGUAUCAGUAUUAACUGAAGUUGACAGAGCAAACCAAUUGCGAGACAAAGAUUCAGAUGAUGAGACCGCAGACAGCAGUACAAUGGAGCUAAUUCCUGGCCAGUACAUCACUUUUGUUCCUUAUCAGCCACUUUUAGAAAGUGCAGAGCACACUAACUGUAUUUGUAUAUAUGCAGAUACCCGGCUCUUAUUAUUCUCCUUGAAGACACCAGAGCAUCAGAGAGCUAUGCUCAGCAUUCUGAUGCGGUCAGAGGUUCAAAGUAAUGAACGCCUGAACUCCGAACAACCGUCAACUAAGUUUAUUCUUGAUACAAGGAGGGGACGCAGCAAAGCAUUAGGCCACCUUAUGAAUGCUCUCGAUAAUGAAGACAGGAUCCUUAAGCGCCAAUUAGAAGAUUUUAUCAUAGACGUGUAUAGCGGAAUACCCUUAGACAAAUAG
Molecule: messenger RNA, 4017 nt
Organism: Giardia duodenalis
Lineage: Eukaryota; Fornicata; Diplomonadida; Hexamitidae
Product: DENN (AEX-3) domain-containing protein
Exons: 1
Coding region: 1-4017 (1338 amino acids)
Biological process (GO): regulation of Rab protein signal transduction
Cellular component (GO): cytoplasmic vesicle
Source: RefSeq, a predicted model, not a curated record